This is a messenger RNA of Cyclocybe aegerita, 558 nucleotides long. Lineage: Eukaryota; Fungi; Basidiomycota; Agaricomycetes; Agaricales; Hemipholiotaceae. The record is from the annotation of a GenBank genome assembly.
AUGUUCGCCCCCAAGUACCUCCUCGUCGCCUUCGCCUUGUUCGCCAGCCUCGUCUCCGCAGCACCCAUCGCUGAAUACUCCGAUGAGGGAGAGUUGGCUGCUCGUGAGCCUCUCCCUAACCUCAAGCACCUAGCCCAAGCUGUUGGUGUUGCCCGAAAAAUAAGAACGGCGAUUAAGCCUAAGCCUAACGGCGCCGUCUUCUGGAGUGGAACAAAGACGACCAAGAAGGGCAAAGAAGUGUCUGUCAAAGCGGAUGCUACAAAAUUCGCCAAGAAGCACGGCAAAGAGACACUUAAUAUGGCUCUCAAGAAGCACGGCGUCAAGAUCCCCACCGAGAAGCAGAACCCACACUCGCCGCGUCUCUGGAACAUCGCUUCGAAACUCAUGGCUCAGCGCGCAAAGGGAGAGACGCACGCCGUGCUCGGAAGUAAAGUCCGCCCGGGGAGCGUCUGGAAUAAGAUCGAGAAACCGACACUCAUGAAGAACAAGAAGGUCACCAAAGUCACCGAACACAACGCAGCCACCAAGAAGAAGACCGUUACGAAGGGCAAGAAGUAA